Messenger RNA from Hansenula anomala, 1860 nucleotides. RefSeq names its product tRNA methyltransferase RSM22 (gene RSM22). Gene Ontology annotation, cellular component: mitochondrial small ribosomal subunit. Gene Ontology annotation, molecular function: structural constituent of ribosome; methyltransferase activity. The annotation marks the transcript as partial. NCBI's taxonomy places the organism in Eukaryota, Fungi, Ascomycota, Saccharomycetes, Phaffomycetales, Wickerhamomycetaceae. The transcript has 2 exons. Gene Ontology annotation, biological process: translation. The record is from RefSeq and is a predicted model, not a curated record.
UUAGAUGAUUCAGAACUUGAUUCAAAGAUCCGUGUGAUCUCUAGGGAAGAUUAUUUGGCACAAACUUUAGAAAGAAGUCCAUUUAGAGAUGAAGAAGGUCGUCCUAUUCAAGGUAGUAAUGCUGAAGAGGCAAGAUUACAUCCUCGUACGCUAAUAGCAAGAAACCCAAGAGAACAGAUCAAAGUGCCUGACUUGAUUUCAAGAGCUAUCAAGUCCCAUAUUCUAGCACUGCGGUUACCAAAACGUUUAAGAACUUCAGUUAGUGAUAUGUAUAUCGCCUUACAAAAAAAUCAAAUUCACAAGCCAACUAAAUCUGCUAUGGAAUGUGAUGCUCAUAUAGCUGGUUUGUUUAUUCAGAACUAUGCAUCUAUAUAUCAAGUGUUGUCGGAACUAAAGAAAAGAACUAAAGAUUUCAAUCCAAAUAAAGUCUUGGAUAUCGGGUUUGGUCCUGCUACUGGUAUGAUUGCACUUAAUCAACUGAUGGGUAAUGAAUUCAAACCAGAAGUUAAAGAUGCUUUGAUUGUUGGUGACAAGUCUAUGAAAGAUAGAGCCAAGAUUUUGUUAUCAAGACAACUUAAUGAAUAUACUGGAGAUAUCAAAGACUUGGAAUUAGAAAUGGAUGAAGCCCAAGAGGAAAUGUUGGAAGAUGUUGAUGAAAAUGUUUUCCAAGAUGAGAUUGAUGAUCGUGUCGGUGCCAUUAAAACAAACCAUAUUAAAGUUAAGACCAAAUUACGUGACUAUCUUUCACCAACAAAGAAGUAUGAUUUGAUUAUUGCCACUCAUCAAUUAUUACAAGAUUCUUCAAGAUUCCCAUUCCAAGUUGAUGAAAAUGUUGAUAUUCUAUUGAAAUCUUUAUCACCAAAUGGUCAUUUAGUCCUUGUUGAAAGAGGUAAUCCAUUAGGUUUUGAAAUCGUCGCUAGAGCAAGACAUGUUAUGAUUAGACCUGAUAGAAAUGGGAACGAAAAUGGUAAAAUUCCAAGAUCAUAUCAAAAGAAUGAAAAUACCAAAGGUAAAAAUAGAUCAAAUUUGGGUAAAUUAUCAGAAGAAAUGGAGAUGGCUAAAGAAUUGGAAGAAAGAUUUGGUUCAUUAUCUGAAAAAGAUUUAGAAUUUGAAGAAGGUUUAGAAGAGCUUGAAGUUGAAGAUUUUGACAAAUUAGCCUCCAACAUUGAAGAAUCAUUAGAAACUAUUGACAAAGAUCCAUAUCACAUUUCAAUCGUUGCACCAUGUCCACAUCAUCAUAAAUGUCCUUUACAAACAUCAAAACCAGAAUACUAUACAACACCACCAGGUGGGAAAUUGAAUUUCUGUAACCAUGAAGUUUCAGUUGAAAGACCACCAUUCUCAUUAGAUGUUAAAAGAGGUAAAGUCUUAGCCUCUAAAUGGGGGUCACCAACAGCUGGUAGAUCAUCUAUUGGGUUACCAGGUAGUGGUAGACCAAACGGUAAGAAUUAUGAAUUGGCAAGUUUUUCAUACAUGAUUGCACAUAGAUCACCAAAUGAUGCUGAAACAGUUUCUAGUAUUGAAAAAAGACGUGAAGAGGCUACACAUGAUGAUUUACUUGGUACUGAAGGUGAAGACCAAAGCACUUGGCCACGUAUCAUGUUGCAACCAAUGAAGAGAACAGGACAUGUCACCAUGGCCUUGUGUGGAGCUUCUGGUAAGAUUGAAAAAUGGACUGUUUCAAAAUCAUUAAAACAUCAAAUUUAUUAUGAUGCUAGAAAGUCAGCAGCUGGUGAUUUAUGGGCAUUUGGUGCUAAAUCCAAGACUGUUCACGACAUGGGUGUUAAUGAUACAAAGAUUGAAAAGAUUGAAAACUUUUACAAGAAUGAAGCUAAGCGUCUUGCUAGUGAAAAGAGAAGA